This is a messenger RNA of Aphanomyces invadans, 6930 nucleotides long. RefSeq lists its product as hypothetical. Gene Ontology annotation, biological process: transmembrane transport; potassium ion transport. Gene Ontology annotation, molecular function: voltage-gated potassium channel activity; protein-containing complex binding. Bases 28 to 6912 code for a protein of 2294 amino acids. The transcript is spliced from 16 exons. Gene Ontology annotation, cellular component: membrane. Lineage: Eukaryota; Oomycota; Saprolegniomycetes; Saprolegniales; Verrucalvaceae. The record is from RefSeq and is a predicted model, not a curated record.
CUCAAGCACACGGCUGCGCUCAAUCGCAUGGCGGUCAAUGUGCCGUUAAAGAAGACUCCCACAUGGAUCAGCCGGAACCCACCCUGGCGACGUCCGUACGGCCACCGCAUCGCGUCGUCCGACGCAAUCACGUCCGUGUCGGUUCGGCAAGUGUCGGGCGUCGAAGCAGUCGCGCCGCUAACAUCUCUACCGCCAAAACGAUCUCGCCUCAUGCGCAUUCCGUCGAGGCAGGACAUCUCCAUGACGCUCCACCAGUGGAUUCAAGACAAGUUGAUGUGGUCAAGGUGUAUCCCGACAUGGCACGUGUCUCAUUUCAUCGCGUUCGACCCGACGUCGACAAAAAUCGCGAUCUGGCACACGUUCUUGGCAGCAAUUGUCUUAUACGACGCUCUCGUGGUGCCCCUACUCGUGUGCUUUGAUCAACUGCAUCACGGCAUGUGCAACAACACCGCCCUUCUGAUCGUGAUGGACGUCGCCGACCUGGCCUUUGUCCUGGAUGUGUACGUGCAGCUCUUCACAGGCUACUUCGAUAAUGGAGAUCUCGUCAUUGCGCCGGCAUCCACGAGGCGGCGGUACACGCGGUCGAUGCACUUUCCCCUGGACCUCCUCGCGCUGAUCCCUCUCGUGUGGCUCCCCAUCGAAGACUGGAAGUCUACCGGAGCAGCGGCGCGCGUUUCGACUCUGUGCGGCGCCCUGCGCGCCAAUAAGCUCCUACGGCUUCGUCGGCUGCCUCAGUACACGAUCGCUUUCGACAAGGUGUUUGCCCGAUACUUCAAAUUUUGCAAAAUCGUCAAAGUCGUCGUGGCGCUGGUCGUGUUUUGCCAUGUCAUGGGCUGUUUGUACGUCUUGUUUGGCAUUGCUGACGACGACAACAAGUGGAAGCUCGAAGCGCAUGUUGCCCACGAACCCCUGACGACGCAAUACAUGGCCGCCAUCUCGUGGGUCCUUGGCAUCGUGUCGCACGUCGCGGAAGGCGUGAUCCCGCGGACGGCGUGGCAGACGCUGUAUAUGUACACGGUCCAGCUGGGCGGGUUUACGCUCUUCGUGUACAUUUGCGGCACGCUCUUUAUGAUAUCGAAAUGCGAUGCCAACAACCGCGAACAAUUUGACGCCAAAGUCAACCAACUCCGGUACGUGCUGUCGUUCCACCGCGUGCCGGCCGAGAUUCAAGACCACGCAAUUGAAUUCCUCGAGCAUGGUUUUUUCAGUGGCGAGAGCCAAGACAAGAGCAACAUGCAGCUCUUGUGUCCGUCCAUAGCGAAGGAAGUCAAGUACACGCUGCUGAAGGGCACAGUCACGGCCGUCCCGUUCUUCAAAACGUGCAGCAUUGCGUUCAUCCGAGCGAUCAUCGACGUGAUGGAAACCAGAUCGUUGCCGACCAACUACUAUGUGUGUCGGACGGGCGACCAUGGCGAAGACAUGUACUUUGUCCAGUCGGGGGUCCUCGCCGUCCUCAUCGACUUUGUCAAGGUGCGCGAACUGCGCAAGGGGGCAUACUUUGGCGAGCUGUCGCUCUUCACGAAUCAAGUUCGAACGGCGGAUGUGGCGACUGCGACGUUUUGCAUCCUCCACCGCCUGUCACGCGUGCAUAUCACGCGCGUUUUGAAUGCAUACCCCGAAGCAGAGGGACCAAUCUUGGAGUGCGUCGAGAGGAUCUCGGAAGAGCUCGAGUUAAAAGCUCCGAAAGCUGGGGAGCUUGCCCGGCGGGGUAGUCUCCAGUACUCGGACACGUCCCUCCGGAACUGCACGUCGAGGUCGUCGCUACUCGCUCCAGUCGACUCACGGAGGCUUGAUUCUGGCGUCGACCAGAAAACGAGCGCCGCGAUUGCAGCCGCGAUGGCAUCUCCAAUCCGUAAAGCCCUCUGGACGCGAGUGUUGCUAUCGAAGCCGUUGGACCGGCGGAAACCCCUUCGUUGCGUGUGGGUUCUCGCCAUCAUGGUCGUCACGAUCUACAACCUCAUCAUGGUACCGUUGGUGUGUGCAUUCGACCUCAUGUACUCGGUCACCGUGCUGCUUUUCAACACUCUUGCCGACGCUGUGUUGUGGGCUGACAUCUAUGCCAAGCUGAACUUGUCGUUCGUCAUGGAAGCAGAGCACAUUGUCGACCCGAAACAGUGUGCGCUUCACUACAUCCGCACAGACUUUGCGUUUGACGUGGCGUGUGCGUUCCCGUGGUGGAUUCUGUACCCGCCAUCGCAUGAGCCGUGGCGAUUUAUUCGCCUCUUUCGAUUACUCAACUUCUUGGCCGAGUUCGAAGAAGUGGCCACAUUUGUCCACAUCAACAGUCGCCAUCGCAUCGCCGUAUUAGGGAUGGGCCUUCUCCUGUCGUACCAUGUCGCGGGGUGUCUGGCCCACACGUACACCCAGCACGCUGGGUUUGGCGAUACUGCGUUUGGCUGGCUGCCACCGAAGACGAUGCAAUUGACCGCUGUCGCAAACGCCAUCACGGGCGACAUCGAAGCCUACCAGUUUGCCAACGGCACGGCCAUUCCGCCCGACUCGCCCGACGUGAUGCGCAUCCUCUUGCUGCAGUACACACGCGCCGUUCAAUAUGGCGCCGUGUGCAUCACGAACUUGGGGCGACCGUAUGAGCCCGUCACGUUCGCUGAGUACAUGUUUGCCUUUACGCUCAUGUUGAUUGGUAUGUUGCUGGUGUCGAUUAUCAUCGACGAAGUCCAAAAGCGCGUGACUGCGUCGGCCGUCGAACAAAUGGAGUUCCUGUCCACGCGGUCGCGCAUCUUGCACUUUCUCAAGCGACAAAAGGCCCCCGCGGACCUCCACCGCCGCGUCCUUGCAUUUCUCGAUUUUUCCUGGAGCGCCCAUCGCGGCGCUGACAUCAACACGCUCGUGUCCGAGUUGCCGAGCACGAUGCAGCGUGACAUCUAUGGCUACAUUUGCGGCCCGAUCUUGGAAAUGAUUGCACACUUGGAUCACGUCAGCAGCGUGUACGACCAAGUGAUUACCAAGUUCCUCGACAACGUCACGAUUCAACUCUACGGCCAAGGCGAAAUGAUCUACCGACUUGGGGACAUUGGAGACGCCAUGUACAUGCUGUUGCAAGGCCAUGUCGCGACUUAUGUGGCGACCCAGCUCCACGAGUUGAACCAAGGGGACUUGUUUGGGCUGGCAAGUCUGAAUUUUGCCGGCGAGUACAUUGCCCACACCGACAACGCGAUUGCACGAAGCGCGUGUGUUGUGGCGAUCGUGUCGCGGGACACGGUCGCCGCACUGAAUCAAAUCUAUCCGCGGUUUGCCGACGGGGUCAAGAAGCGGUGUCUGCGUGUUAGCCGACAAGCAACCAUGACUGCCAAGGCAAAAACGGAGAAUGCGGCGCAUCCCCAAGCGAUCAAUCCGGACUCAAACAUGUCUGUGAUGUGGGAAACCUUCCUCUUUUUUGGCAUUGCGUACCAAGUGAUCAUGGUGCCGUAUUACAUGGCGUUCGGUUUCUCCAAGAGCAACGUGGCCGCCGUUGACGUUGUGUCGAUCGUUCUCGAAGUGAGCUUUCUCGUCGACAUCGUGCUGAAGACUCGAACGGGGUACAUGGACUACGGCAACAAGGUCAUGGACGUGCCGGUGAUUCGACGUCGUUAUCUGCGCUCGACUGCCUUUGUCCUCGACUUGCUCGCUGUGCUCCCGACAAACCUUGUCAACGCUUUCGUCGACAGUCCGCGCUCCGAAGCGUGGAACAUCAACAAGUUGCUUCGCUUGUUCAAGCUGUCGUCCCAGAUCGACCACUUGGAGCGGCAGUACUUCACCAUUAUCACGCAGAUCCGCGUGUCCAAGCUCGUGUUUUACAUCUACUUGCUUGCCCACUUUGUCGGGUGCACGUGGUACAAUUUUGCCAGCAACGAGUCGACGCUGCUCAACGUGAUCAACACCGACCAGUUUGGCGCGGACGUGUGGCUGCCAGGCAACGACAUUGCGACCGCCAACACAAACCACACCAACGCAUUCAAGCUCGCCAAGGUCAUGUACUGGGGCGUCGGCAUGUUGUUUGGGUUUCACCCGGGGGGCCAUCCGACCACCGUGAUCGAGUAUAUGUUCACAAUGGUCGUGCAAACGGUGGGGGUGUUUUUACUCGCGUACGUGGUCGGGAACCUCCUCGACAUUGUCCAAGUCACGGACGGCAACAGCCGUCUCUUUUACAGCAAUUUAAACUACGUGCGCAAGCUGCUGCGGUACUUUUCGUUUUCGGACGACGUACAGUCCAAGAUCCAGUACUUUUACUUUUACCGCCUCUUCCACAGCAUCCACGAAGAGCACAUCUUGGUCAGGUGCUUGCCGCCGUCGCUGACCGCCGACAUUCGCAUGUUUCUUCUCACGCCCAUGCUGAACAAGGUCCCGUUUCUGCAGGACAACGUGGCGGGAGCGAGCGUGACUCGGAUCCUUGUCAGUCAGAUGUCCCAGAUGCUUGUCACGCGCGACGAAAUCAUUUGCCGGCAGCACGACGUCGGACGGGAAAUGUACUUUGUUUUUACGGGAUGCCUCGACGUGUUCAUCUCGACGUCGACCGCGAUUCGAUUUGAGGGCAACCUCGGCAUCAAGGUCCACGAAAUCACGGACGGGUCGUUCUUUGGCGAGAAAGCGCUCUUUUCAAACGAGCCGCGCAAUGCCACGAUCAAAGCCCGGACGUUCUGCACGUUGUACAAACUGUCGCUUGCCCACCUCCACUCGAUCUUUUCGUGGCACCCCGAGUGGAAAGCAAAGGUGCUCGACAUUGUCCAGCACCUGUACGAAGAGCAAGCGGCGCGACUUCAGCAGGUGACGGGGACGCAAUCCAUAGCGCAGCCUGUUGCUAUGGUGAACGGCGCGACGUCUACCAUCGUCGGUCCGUUGCAGCGCAGCGGCACCACCAAACUACUGGUCCAAACAAAAGUCGUCCCGGCGCCACCCGUCGGGAAUGUCGACGCAUCGCCCUCGUCGAGUGACUCAGACAGAUCAAACAGCGCGAUCAAGGUUGUCGCCCGGCCCGUUGCAGUCGCUCUGUCCUUGCGAGAUCUCAUCGGCCAAAUCCACGAGAACGCGACACCAUUGUGGAAGCGGUGGGGCCACCAAUUCCUCCACGUCGAAAUUCAGUCGCCGCUCUACUGCACGUACCUGACGGUGCUCUGCUUUUCGAUUUUGCACGUCGCGCUGAGCGUUCCGUUCAUGCUCACGUUUGGCCACCAAGGCCUGAAUGAAAUCGCCGUCGCUGUCGUCAAGUUGCUCAACGUAGUUGUCGACGUUGUGUUUGCGUACGACAUUUGGUUCAAGCGCCACCUCGUCGAAACCACGUUGUCGAGAGAAUUCUACGAGCGCAACGACGUCCAACAGACAAGCGUCGCCUUGGACGUAGUCGCGAUCAUCCCGCUCGACUACAUCUGCGACCCCUUCUUCGCGUGGUCGCCCCUGCUUCGCUUCAACAGGUUCUUGAAACUGAGGCAACUCAGCCGCACGAUCUCGGAAAUCCACCGCUUUAGCAUGUCGUACGAGCUCAAUCGGCUCAAGCUCUUGGCGCUGUACUACUUCAUCGUGAGCUACUGGACGGCGUGUGCAUACUUUGGCAUCACGUUUGUCGACGGGUUCGCGACGCAGUGGAACACGUCGCUGCCCACGGCCGACUUUCAGCUACACGACCACGAGACAGCCGAGUCGGAGGUGCACCGCCUCCUCCGGUGCAUGUACUUUGCCGGGACGUUGUACACGGGGGCAGGCAUCGUGUACGAACCGACGACGAUGCUGCAGUACUCGUUCAUCCUCGUCAUGUCGGUGUUUGGUGUCUUCGUGAUGGGGUAUGUCAUUGGCGAGGGGUCGAUGUUGUGCAUCUACCUCAUUCAGAACGAAGUCGACUUCAAAAUCAACCAAAUGAACGUGAUGGAGUUCUUGUCGCGGAAGCGCCUGACCCGAACGCUGCAUGGUCGAGUCCGCGGGUACAUGGCAUACUGGUGGACAACCCAUCAAGGCGUGGCGUUUCAGUCGAUCCUGGAGCAACUGCCACCCAAGAUUCGGUCGCAAUCGAGCCUGCAAAUCGCGCGGUUGAGCUUGUCUCGGUUCUCGAUGCGAUACCUUCGGCCGCUGUCCAAGGACACUCGAGAUCAUGAUUUGAUGAUUUGCAGCCUGGCACAGCGCGUUGUGUUUGAAGGUUAUCCGAAAGGAGAAGCCGUCGUCGUCCAGGGCAACCUUGGGCAACACGUGUACUUUGUCUCGAAAGGAGAGCUCAUUUCACUGUCGACGCUGUCGCACUUCGUUUCAUCCAGGUACUCGGAAGGUCAGUACUUUGGGGACGACGGGUUUUUGGGAGGCGCUGUGUGCCAUUGCUCCAUUGUGACCGCACGCGCGUGUGACUUGCUCUCUCUGUCGGCUGAGGACUUUGUCCUCGCCAUGGAGUCCCACCCACGCUAUGCGGAAGCGCUUCGUCUCGCUCGUGAUGUGACAGAACACGUGGCUUACAAGUCCAUGUGCAUCAACGACACUGGAGAAGUGAUUGUGCGGCAGACAAUUGAAGAGCAAGCAGCAACGUUGAAACACUUUCCGCCCAUGACAGAAGACCAAUGCAGCCUCGUGUUCAAGCAGUUCCUAAGACUGUUCGUCAGUUCCCACGCCGUAAAGACUGCAGCUCGGCACGUGGCAUCGACCAAGAGUUCAAGGCGGUCGCUCGUGUCAUGUCAGAAGUGCUGGAAACGCCUCGGGACUGUCCAGUGCAACCUAUGCCAACUCACAUUUUGCGGCCCUUGCUGCAGUCAAACGCAUGCAUCCAAGGAGCUACGGGGACACCUCGACAGCAUCACCACCACUGAGAUAUUCACCCCUCGCCCCUCCUUGCUCAGUGCACGCGAGAGACGCGAGUCGCGGAGCAACCAGACCGACGGCCGAAGCUCCCAUCGCACCACCGAAUCGCGUCACGUUGGAGCACCGGAUAAACUGGAGAAUUGAAAUUGUGGUAUCCGGACA